Archocentrus centrarchus (flier cichlid) is the source of this 4383-nucleotide messenger RNA. RefSeq names its product glucocorticoid induced 1a (gene glcci1a). The transcript has 7 exons. Gene Ontology annotation, cellular component: cytoplasm. Gene Ontology annotation, biological process: podocyte development. Bases 504 to 1289 code for a protein of 261 amino acids. The record is from RefSeq and is a predicted model, not a curated record. NCBI's taxonomy places the organism in Eukaryota, Metazoa, Chordata, Actinopteri, Cichliformes, Cichlidae.
GCAGCAACAGCGGGGUAACCUCAGCGCCUCUCCCGUAGCCUCGUGCUCUGUUUGCGGCCUCUCCGCGCCAGGGUACCGUACCCAGCUUCUGCGUGAAGAUCAACACAGCCCAACCCACUCCGCUUCCUCCUCCUCCUCUUCCUCCGUAGCCGGGAGCAACAUAGGACCCACGACGUCCCGUUGCUCCAGUCCCGCAAACCCGGGUGGAAGUGACUCGGACGGCAACCUGGUCCGCAGGCAGAGUGUCAUCGCCGGACAACAGGAGCUUACCUGUUUCCAAAGGACAGUGACCUUGUGAUCCACUUGUGCACAACCCAAGAUAAAUCCACCCAGAUGAGACUCUUGGAUGUUGGAGUGACAAAACAGGAGCAAAAACCACCCACAAUCCCUCUGCGUCCUGGGGCAGUGCUGACAAGCUCAAAGAAGUAUGACACUAAACACUUUAAAGUAGGUCCUCACUUUGAUCACCAGGACUAUCAGACAUCAGCAUUAACAGAGUUUCCAUGUCGAAGUCUGCCCAGAUGCCACUGUCCAACAUCACUGUGCCAAAGCCCUCCAUCUCCAGGGUGCCCAGCAGCAUGGAAGGCAUCAACCAUGAGCUGGAGAAAGUCUUCAUCAAAGACAAUGGAGAGAAGGAAGAGCUCAAGUCCCUGGAGGUUCCCGAUGGCCGACGGGCGCCCUUCCCUCCACAGCAGCGCAGCAGCAGCACCCGCAGUGUAGACACCCAGACCCCCUCAGCCCCUGGCCGGUCCAGCAGUUGCUCUAGCCUAUCACCGUGUCCCUCACCGGCCUGCCCUCCAGGAUCACACGAUGGCAGUCCUUACUCCACAGAUGAUCUACUAUAUGACCGAGAUAAAGACAGUGGAAGCAGCUCACCGCUGCCUAAGUUUGCCUCGUCACCCAAACCCAACAACAGCUAUAUGUUCAAGCGUGAGCCGCCAGAGGGCUGUGAGAAGGUCAAAGCUUUUGAAGAGAUAAGCUCUAGGCAGUCCACAUCAGCACCCCUUUUCUCCUGCCCUGACAAAAACAAAGUCAACUUCAUUCCGACGGGUUCUGCCUUCUGUCCCGUCAAACUCCCUGGCGCUUUGCACCUCACCCUGGCCUCAGAGCCCGAGGAGGACCAGGACAACAGGGAAGAAGGCUCUGGCUCUGACCCACAGGGGACAACAUCAUUCUAUGGCGUCCCUACUCAGGUCUCUACGAGCACCAGCACAGACGACCCCCCGGAGGAGCCCGGUUCGCCCUCAGAGACAUCAGAGUGCCAGACAGACAGCCCUGCCAUCAGCUAGACCUGAGCAGAGCUGGCCUCUGUCUCUGGGAUCUACACUAGCGAUUACCGAGCACCACCUCUGACUGUCCCACCAGUACCACCCUCUGCUACACUAGGGGGGCCUCUGUCUCUCUGUGCCCACCGUCUCCGUUACCCUUCUAUCUUUGCAUGACGUAGCAACAAUGUCCAGAAUAUCCACCACAACCAAUAUGAUUUGCUGCCUCACCCUUCUGUCCUGCAUAAUGUGUGAGCUACUGAUGGCAGGAAGAGACCUGACAGUUUAAGGGUUCAUAUGCAGUCAUUGCAAGGAGGAGUGGAGCACUGUGGAUGGGGGAGGGGCAUGCAUUUUAAACUGGUAGUGUAUUUCUGAUGAAAUGUUCUGUUUCAGCAUUCACAGUAUGAAUAAGCUCUCUAAACAUGUAUAUCCACAUAUAGCUCUAUGAAAAGAAAGUGCUUGUUUAAAACUGUCUAUGGCUGUGUUAUGUAUGGAAUAGGAAAGACAACUCUGCUAUUCAGGAUUAUGUUUACACUGUCCAGGUAAAAUUGUUAAGCUCCUGUCUCAAAUAAAUGCAACGAGGAAAACAUUGGAAGAAAAGAAAAAGGAGAAAACGGCCUCAACUGGUUACACAAUGUCAAUAUCCGGCCUUCAGGUAUUUCAUAAUCGGAGUCUAUACUCAGGUAAUUUGGAAUGUAUGUCCAUACAAAGGAGGAUUCCCUGACAUUUAUACCUGCUCAUUUCCAUUCCCACACAUCACGCUUUUUUUAAGACUAGAUCCGGCUGCAAGUUGUGAAGGCCACACACACACACACACACACACACACACACUGUGACUGAUGCCAUUUGUGGAUGUACUGAUGAAAGUGAGCUGGGCAGAGGCUUGUCUGUUAUUUAAGCUUAAUGAUGUGUGAUUUGCUGUGCUGAGCUGGCUGAUGGUAGAGCAAUAGCAGAUGAGAAUGCAGUAGCACUACCUGAAAGUACAAUCAGACAGAAGUAUUUGGUUGUAAACAGGUGCACAGUGGGGUUGAUGUUGUACAAACAUUUCUGCCAGUUUUCUUAACCAGAAGAAGGUAUAAUUUGAGAAAUAAUGAGAAUAAAGUUGGCUUAUAACAGAAUUUGAAGUGUCAUAUAGCAGGAAUCCCCUUUAGCAGUCAUGGAAGCAACAUAUUUUCAAAUCCAGUCUGUCUGUGAUGAAAUAGCUGGUAAUAUUGGCAUUGGAUUGGCAGUUUAAGACUAUUGAAAUGGUAAUUGCAAUUUAUUUUCACCUUUUAUAUUCUGGGUUGCAGUUUGUAAACACGAACUUGCUUUCAUUUAACCCACUGAAAUCUAAUUUCAGCUACAAGAAGGUUUAAGUUUAAUUUUCCACACUUUGACGUUCCACAUUUUUAUUUUAGCAUAUUUAGCACAGUUCAACACGGGGACCUUGCUGUGGAGUGACGGGCCUCUCUACUACACAGAACAUAGCUAAGAGACACAGUAAACAGCUGGAUCAGAACUUGGAAGCCAGAACCGAUUGAUUAUUGGACUUAUGUUUGUCAGAUGGACGCAGACAGAACUUAUAAGUAAUGGACCAUGUCUGCUGAAUGCUAAAUAGGGAGCUGUUUGUUAUAGACAGCAGUGAAGCACUUGUAGCUGCAGAGCUUUGCAGAUGCACGUCUGCUUGUUGUAGGUGUCUGCUGCCACUUGGAGGCAGUGUUAAAUGUGUGGAAAUGUGAACUAUUGCCCUUCGUGCUUGUGUUUGCCUUUGGCUCUGCAUUCCAAAGGAUUUGAGCCCGUUUCAGUCAUGGGCUGUGUAACGUUUCUGUCUUCAUCUCUCUGUUAAAGUGACAGCGUUCUUUUGGAGUGCUGCAGGAGUGACUCCCAAAACCUGUAAACUAGUUUUUCUUCCUCAUGGUGAGCUCUGCGGUGGCUCCCUUUCUGGUUCAAGCCAAGCUUUUAACCAAUCAGCAAUUGACCCUACAGUCCAGAAGCAACUUGCUUUUGGCACGUUGGAGGACUGCAGGUAAGCAUGUUUCAGUAGACCUUGCUUGGUUGAAUUCCCACAAACUUAGUGCAGGCCAAGAGCUACAAAUCACCAGCGAUGAGCCACAUUCAUGGUUAUGGCUAACUUUUCCCUUAACAAGUGGAAAAUAUGUCAGUAGGCUGUUUUGUUGUCCCCAAGUGACCAAAAUUGUAAUCAGAAAAGAAGCACAAGUGCAUGUAAAAGUAAAUCUGAGUAAACAGGUAUUUACUGAUCAUGAUGCCUGGCCUGGGGGCAGCAGCUUUGUCACUGAAAAUAAAUGUCUAUACAACCUUUCCCUUCACUCUGCACUCUGGUUUUCUAAACUUAGACUGUUUUGAUGAAAUGCGUUCCAUGAGAUUUGAGCAUUAGAGGUGAUUAAUUCCUAAAAUAUGUCUGCCAUUUGCUUCUGUACUCACACUUUUGGUUGCAGCUACAGGAGCGCCUUCUGCUGUAUAAUGCAUAGAUGAAAGCAUUACACUGGCCUGCCUCCUAUUCACUGUUAUUAUUGUUAUUAUUAUUAUGGGAUGUUGUCGGCACCCUCAUGCUACUACCAAACUGCAGUACCUUAGCAUCUCAAAUAUUGUGUGCAAUGUUAAACAGACAUCAACAUAGCCAAGUGUAAAUAACCAGUGCAUUUUCAUCUUCCUCAGCAUUUUUUUUUUUUUUUUGGAUAACUGGUGUGUUUGUUGAAUCCCUGCAUUGACGCUCCUUUUGUAUAUAUGUUAUUUUGUAUAUACAUGGCUUUUAAGGAGGCUCAGUGCAAUGUUGUGGUUUUUAAAGACAUUUCAGCACCUUACUAAGAGCUAUAGCUUUCCCAAUGUUCCACAUAUACUUGGAAUUGGUAACCUAGAUGUGUGCAAUAAUAGGAAAAAAUGAAAAAGAAAAGGUGUUGUCCUCUUGUUCUUUGACACAAGCAUCUCAUCUCACAUUCCUUUGGUUUUGAGCAUGAAGGCUGAAUCAGCAAGAAGUUUGUUGUUAAAGCCAUUAAUUGAUACAAAACCAGCACUGACCAGACCACACCUCUGGCAGGUCAGAGUGUUCAUUAGCUCACCACAUGAUCCUCUUUGUGUAACCCACAGUGUCAAAGUUCAUGCACAAUGGCAAUAAAAAAAA